GCUGGAUGGCGUCGAUGAUGCUGAGGAGUUCCAAAUCAUGAGGCGCUCCAUGGAGGCCAUGGACAUCCCCCCGCAGGAGCAGGCCGACGUCUUCCGCAUCACAGCGGCGGUUCUUCACAUAGGCAACCUCACCAUUGUCGAGAAGGUCGCCGGGAAGUUCGAAGUGGACCAGAACAACCCCUCCUUCAAGGCUGUGAGCGAGAUCAUGGGAAUACAGCCCGCAGCUCUGGCAAGGGCUCUUACACACAAGCUUAUCGCUGUCGGAAGUGAGCGCUACGACUCGCCCCUGGAGCGUGAGCAGUGCGAGGCACGCCGUGAGUCUUUCGCGAGGAUGAUUUAUUCUUACCUCUUUAACCACAUGGUCUACCGCAUCAACGAGUCGCUGUCAUCCGGGCGAACAGGCUCCACGACUUCCAAGUUGUCCUUCAUCGGAGUCUUGGACAUCUUCGGCUUCGAGCAUUUCAAGGUUAACUCGUUCGAGCAGCUUUGCAUCAACUUUGCCAACGAGCGGUUGCAGCAGAUGUUCAACCACUUCGUUUUCGAAGUGGAGAUGGAGCUGUACAAGCAGGAGGGCAUCACUUGCGAUUUCUCGGACUUCCCGGACAACCAGGGCAUCAUCGACCUGAUUCAAGCCAAGUCGAUGAGUGUUUUCACACUGCUGGACGAGGAGUGUCGGAUGCCAAAGGGCGCUGACAAGUCCUUUGUGCAGAAGUUGUGGAAGCAGUUCGAGAAGAACGAGAACUUCAAAAUCGA
Molecule: messenger RNA, 753 nt
Organism: Symbiodinium sp. CCMP2456
Lineage: Eukaryota; Dinophyceae; Suessiales; Symbiodiniaceae
Source: the annotation of a GenBank genome assembly